Alligator mississippiensis (American alligator) is the source of this 1326-nucleotide messenger RNA. RefSeq names its product homeobox B2 (gene HOXB2). The coding region runs from base 261 to 1280 and encodes 339 amino acids. The transcript has 2 exons. Lineage: Eukaryota; Metazoa; Chordata; Crocodylia; Alligatoridae. The record is from RefSeq and is a predicted model, not a curated record. Gene Ontology annotation, molecular function: DNA-binding transcription factor activity, RNA polymerase II-specific; DNA binding. Gene Ontology annotation, biological process: regulation of DNA-templated transcription.
AUAAUGCUUUCUGUUUUCUACCAGGCCCCGCCUGCCAUUGGCCAAAGCCGGUCAUGUGACCAGGAAUUGGCUGCAAUUUCGCCCCAGUCUCCAGUUUAAUAGAGCAAGGUCCCCAUACGCCUGUAUUAUCAGCAAUAUAACAAUUAUAAAAAGCCUGAGAAUCAUAAUCAUCGUAAUAAUAAUAACAAUCGAGGCCCUCAGAUUUCCUCCCUCCUCCUUCGCCUCUUCCCCUCCCUUCUACCCUGGGCCCUGGAAAAGCCAUGAAUUUUGAAUUUGAGAGGGAGAUCGGGUUUAUAAAUAGCCAGCCUUCGCUCGCAGAGUGCCUGACGUCCCUUCCCGCUGUCCUGGAGACAUUUCAAACUUCAUCAAUCAAGGAGUCGACAUUAAUUCCUCCUCCUUUUGAGCAAACCAUCCUCAGCCUGAAUCCUUGUUCCAGCAGCCAGCCGAGACCAAGAAGCCAAAAAAGAGCAACCCAUGGCCUGGCCCAUCAGCCCCCAAUCCAUCCCGGCCCUUUGGCUGCAGAAUUCCCCUGGAUGAAAGAGAAGAAAUCCACCAAGAAAGCUACCCAGGCUCCAGCCUCCUCUUCCUCUUCGCCAACCUCCUCCUCGGUUCCAGGAUCUGCUGCUGGAUCUCCUGCAGACACCCAGGGGCUCUCGGACGGCGGGUCGAGGAGGCUCCGCACGGCUUACACCAACACGCAGCUGCUGGAGCUGGAGAAGGAGUUCCACUUCAACAAGUACCUCUGCAGGCCGCGGCGGGUGGAGAUCGCGGCUCUGCUGGACCUCACCGAGCGCCAGGUCAAGGUGUGGUUCCAGAACCGACGCAUGAAGCACAAGAGACAGACGCAGCACAAGGAGCCGCCCGACGGCGACCCCGGCUACCCCGGCCCGGACGAGGGCAGCGACCCGGCGGACGAGGCAGAGGACAGCCCGGCCUUCGGCCGCGGCCCGGAGCCCCCCUGCGCCUUCCCAGCCAAGCAGCCGGCGUGCAAAGGGCCGCCCGGCGCCGGGGAGCCGCCGGCCCGCAGCCCCGGCUACCCCGCUCCCCCCGCCGAGGAGCAGAGCGGCGACCCAGACAAUGCCUUCGCCGAGAGCCAGGAGUCGCCUUUGUUGCCAGAUCUGAGCCUCUUCUCGGCAGAUUCCUGCCUUCACAUCUCAGAGGGGCUUUCCCCCAGCCUGCAGGGCUCCCUGGAGAGCCCCGUCCACUUCUCCGAGGAAGACCUGGACUUCUUUACCAGCACGCUUUGUACUAUAGAUCUGCAGCAUUUGAAUUUCCAAUAGCAGCCUGGGCUCCCUCUGCCCCGGCUGGAUCGCACCCCCCCCCCCC